This is a messenger RNA of Ixodes scapularis (black-legged tick), 1049 nucleotides long. RefSeq names its product nicotinamide N-methyltransferase-like. NCBI's taxonomy places the organism in Eukaryota, Metazoa, Arthropoda, Arachnida, Ixodida, Ixodidae. Gene Ontology annotation, molecular function: N-methyltransferase activity. The record is from RefSeq and is a predicted model, not a curated record. The transcript has 3 exons. Gene Ontology annotation, cellular component: cytosol. Bases 1 to 840 code for a protein of 279 amino acids.
AUGAACUACGGUCACCUGAUAGAAAAGUACAGGCGCGACUUUCACUCCAGAGCCUAUCCUGACCGCUUGAAGAGGGUCCCGUACGUGAAUCGUUUCUUCCAGAGAGAGCUGCAUGAUAUUUAUACCUCUCCCUCUUUUCGCGGAAAGAGCCUAUUGGACGUUGGUUGCGGCCCCACAGUCCACAAUGUCUUUCCUGCGACAACCAAGAUCCAGAACGUGGUGCUCUCCGAUUUGUGUGCUGGAAACAGACGGGAAGUAGAGAACUGGAUUCAGAAGACGCCGGGUGCCAUAGAUUGUUCCUUCAUCAGCGAGGCACUGGCCGCCGUGGAGGGACACGUAGAUUUACAGAGUGGAGCCAAGGAGAUCGAAGAGAGAACAAGGAGGGCCAUCAAGAAGACGAUUCCUUGUAACAUCCUUGAUCCUAAUGUCCUUUCGAAGGAGCACAGAGAGACAUUCGACGUCGUCUUUUCCAGUCUCUGUCUGGAAAGCGCGAGCCUCGACGAACAGACCUACCAGAAAAACACGCAGAACAUCGGCAACCUGGUAGCUCCUGGAGGAUAUCUGAUACUUUGUGGUAUUGCUGGGUCACUGGAAUAUUCGGUUGGUGGGAUCAAAUUUCCUUCGCUUUGCUUGACCUCAACAAUAGUUACCAACUCGCUGAUAAACGCUGGAUUUGAGGUCAAGCGAUGGAGUUCACUUGACAAGGAUGCCACUUUCGAUGACCCAGAGCGUUGGGACUACGUGUUUGUUGUCGUAGCUCAGAAGCCCAUUUCGCCUUUCAUCAUACACUUUUCUCCAACAAAGUUCGGGGCUUGGUGUAACGAACUGCUUAACCCUUGAAUAAAAGUCUCACCCCAACGGCAUGACCAAAAUUAUAAACUAGCUACUUGAGACUAUGCUCUUUAAGGCAUAUUAAAUUGUCGACCAUUACAGAUACGAUCUAUUCCUAGAGUUACUGACAGUAUCGGAACGGCAGAGAGGUAUUUCAGUUACCCCCGCCUUCAGCGCGUGCUUUCUGCCUUCGAUAAUGUUUCGGUGCCUUGCGGGCC